AUGUCCUGGCGGGGGCUGUCACCUGCCUCUGCUGCUGCCUGUGUCACCAUCCUGCUCAGCUGCGCCUGGCUUGGCUCUGCUGCACAUCCCUCCUCAGGUGAGUGCCUCGGGCGGGCCCUGCUGCCCCUCACUCCCCAGGAGAAGAACGUGUGCUCCCAGGCCUCCGAGGAAGAUUUUCUCAACAGCACCCUCAGCACCCGCCUCCUGCCUGCCCUCUACUCCCUGGUGCUGCUGGUGGGGCUGCCAGCCAACGCUCUGGCCUGCUGGGUCCUGGCCACCAACUUCAGGAGAUGCUCCAGCGCCGUCUUCCUGCUCAACCUGGCUGGGGCCGACCUGCUCUUUGUCCUCCUGCUGCCCUUCAAGAUCUCCUACCACAUCCUGGGCAACCACUGGCCCUUUGGGGACUACCCGUGCCGUGCCAUGGUGGCCUUCUUCUACGGGAACAUGUACAGCUCCAUCCUCUUCCUCACCUGCAUCGGCCUGGAGCGCUACAUCUCCGUGGCACACCCCUUCCUGUGGAAGGGCUCCAGCUGGACGAGAGGCAAAGUGGGCAUCUCUGUGGGCAUCUGGCUGCUGGUGGGGCUGGGCAUGAGCCCUCUGCUUUUGCGCUCCCACACACGCGAUAUCUCCAGCCUCAACAUCACGACGUGCCACGAUGUGCUAGAAAAGGAAACCCAAAGGUUCUUUGGCCACUAUUUCCUGUUCCUGGUGGGGCUGGGCUUUGGCCUGCCCUUCGUGCUCAUGAUCAUCUCCUACAGCUGCAUCCUGGCGCGGCUGCUGGCCAAGGGAGGGAGCCACGGGCAGGUGAUCCGUGUCCUGGCCCUGGUCCUCCUGGUCUUCAUCCUCUGCUUCACGCCCAGCAACGUGCUGCUCUUCAUCCACCACCUGCUGGAGCCCACGGGCUGCAACAAUGGCACCUACAUCUCCUACGCCCUGGCCCUGGUGCUCAGCGCCUGCAACAACUGCUUUGAUCCCUUCAUCUACUUCUACGUGUCCCGGGAUUUUCGGGGCUGGCUCCAGGAUGCAGGAGGCCGCUGCCUGCGGGGGCUCGAGGCCUCAUCAGGGAGGUCCACAGAGAAGACAGCCCUGCCCCUGAGGUCCAGUGAGCAGAGCCAGGGCUGCCAGAAAAGGUACAAACACCCUCGCAGAGGAGGGGCUGCCCUCCAUCGCUGGGACUAA
Messenger RNA from Camarhynchus parvulus, 1179 nucleotides. Its product is annotated as proteinase-activated receptor 3-like. The transcript has 3 exons. Gene Ontology annotation, molecular function: thrombin-activated receptor activity. The record is from RefSeq and is a predicted model, not a curated record. Gene Ontology annotation, cellular component: membrane. Bases 1 to 1179 code for a protein of 392 amino acids. NCBI's taxonomy places the organism in Eukaryota, Metazoa, Chordata, Aves, Passeriformes, Thraupidae. Gene Ontology annotation, biological process: positive regulation of Rho protein signal transduction; blood coagulation; phospholipase C-activating G protein-coupled receptor signaling pathway.